GCACGGUAGGAAGGAUGACGAAUAAUUGCGAAUCCAUGCAAUAAAAGCAACAGCGAUGGACCUCUUGUUAGCAAGACACUACUAGACCAACCCCCACGACCAACAUGACGGUUGGAAUGGAUUAUCAUCAUGCGGACGGCAGCGGCCACGCUGCGCACACCAACAGCCACAGCAAUGGCAUUGACCACCAGGAGCGUGCAACCUGGAAAUCACCAUUAAAGUCUGACGGAUUCAGCACCCUGGCUAUCCACGUCGGCUCUGAACCAGAUCCCAACACUGGCGCCGUCAUUCCUCCUAUAUCCCUGUCUACGACAUUUGCCCAGUCCUCAGUUGGCGUCCACAAGGGAUACGAGUACAGCCGGUCCGGAAAUCCCAAUCGAGAUGCGUUGGAAAAGCUCCUGGCAAGCUUGGAGGCUGGGGGAGGUGCAGCCCUCGCUUUUGGCAGCGGAAGUGCAGCGACUGGUGCAGUACUCGCAGCGAUAGGCAAGGGCGGGCACGUCCUCAGCGUGAACGACGUUUACGGCGGAACUUGGAGAUACCUGAAGCGUGUAGCAGGAGAACUCCAGGGCGUUGAGACGACGUUUGUUGAUUUGGAAGAGGCGGCUGAGGAGGAGAUUUAUGGUUCGAUAAGAGAUGAUACCAAGCUGAUAUGGAUUGAAACACCUACGAAUCCUACACUACGUGUGGUCGAUAUACCAGCGAUAGUAUCCAUCGCCCGACGGCAUCCGUCCAAACCGCUAGUUCUCGUCGACAACACAUUCCUUUCCCCCUUCUACUCGUCUCCCCUUAUCCUCGGAGCCGACCUUGUCCUUCAUUCAUUAACAAAGUACAUUAAUGGUCACUCGGACGUCGUCAUGGGUGCUGUCAUCGUUCCCCCUCAUCAUACCCAGCUCAUCGAACGACUACGAUUCCUCCAAAACGCCAUGGGCGCUGUCCCGAGCGCGUACGACUCCUGGUUGGCUAUACGGGGUGCCAAGACCCUCGGCGUGAGGAUGCGCGCACACGGCGAGAACGCGCUAGCGUUGGCCAAGGUCCUUCAACAGCGAGAAGAGGUCGAGGAGGUGAUAUACCCCGGUCUGGCUACCCACAAGCGAAACGCUGUCGCAUGGAGAGGCGUCAGUGCUCACGCGAAGAAGUGGAUCAGCAGGACGACAGAUACCUCGGCAGAUGCUUUUGAUUUCCCGUAUGGAGGCAUGAUUUCGAUUAGGAUUCAUGGUGGCUACGCCGCGGCGGGCCGGUUCUUUGAGCAGCUGAGGCUGUUCACGCUCGCUGAGAGUCUUGGUGGUGUGGAGAGUCUCGCGGAGCAUCCGGCUGGGAUGACACAUUCUGGAUUGCCGGAGGAGCAGCGCCGGAAGCUCGGGAUAUCCGGUGGGUUGGUACGACUGAGUGUGGGCAUUGAGGAUGGGGAUGACCUCAUCACGGAUGUUGUUAACGCAUUAGAGAAGAGUCAGUAA
Molecule: messenger RNA, 1454 nt
Organism: Guyanagaster necrorhizus
Lineage: Eukaryota; Fungi; Basidiomycota; Agaricomycetes; Agaricales; Physalacriaceae
Exons: 2
Coding region: 105-1454 (449 amino acids)
Biological process (GO): transsulfuration
Cellular component (GO): cytoplasm
Molecular function (GO): pyridoxal phosphate binding; cystathionine gamma-lyase activity
Source: RefSeq, a predicted model, not a curated record